This is a messenger RNA of Lactuca virosa, 1100 nucleotides long. The record is from the annotation of a GenBank genome assembly. Lineage: Eukaryota; Viridiplantae; Streptophyta; Magnoliopsida; Asterales; Asteraceae.
AUGAUCGCUUCUCGCUUGCUUGCGUCUGCCGACUGUCUUUCCUUUCGCGAAGUUCAACAAAAGGUUUUGAUGACUACGAGGUGGAGCUGGAGAGCGAUUGUGGUUUUCAUAUGGUGGUGCGCUAUCACCAGCACAACGCAAGCUAUCUGGUUAGACUUACCCACUUCAGGAACCAAGUGUGUCUCUGAAGAGAUUCAAAACCACGUGGUUGUUCUUGCUGAUUACUCCCUCAUCAAUGGUCAAGAGGACGCCCAUAUGCCCUCCGGCGCCACAAUUUCCGUUCGGGUAACCUCGCCAUAUGGAAACAAUCUCCACCACAAAGAGAACAUGACUCAUGGUCAAUUUGCAUUUACAACUAACGAAUCAGGCAACUACUUGGCAUGUUUUUGGGUAGAUGGUCAUCAUCAAGGUACUAAGGGUCUAACUGUUAGUCUUGACUGGCGAAUUGGUAUUGCUGCAAAAGAUUGGGAGUCCGUUGCAAAGAAAGAAAAGAUUGAUGGUGUUGAAUUCGAAUUGAGAAAGCUCGAGGGUGCUGUGGAAGCCAUCCAUGAGAAUUUGAUCUAUUUAAAGAACAGGGAAGCAGAGAUGAGGGAAGUGAGCGAAAAGACGAAUGCAAGGGUGGCUUGGUUUAGCAUCCUGUCUCUUGGUGUUUGCAUUGCAGUUUCAGUUUUGCAGUUGUGGUACUUGAAACGAUUUUUCCACAAGAAGAAGCUUAUUUAAACCCUUAUAUUAAAACAAAACAAACACUCACUACUUUCAGAGAGUUUUGGAAAAUGGGGUUGAUAGAUUCGGCUUCUUUAUCAAAAACUCGUAAAGAUGUGGUGGAUGUGAUUAUUUCUACUCCUUGGUGGUGCCUUUGGAACUUCAAGAACAAGCAUGUGUUUGAUCUUGUUAGGCCGAAAAUAGAUAGGCUUUUUGAUGAUUUUGUGUCUUUUGAUGGGUGGUUCAUAGGAAGCAUAAAUUUCAUAUAAAUUAAAAUGGAAUUUGUGGCUUCAAAACCCUAUUUUACAUGCUUUGAUGUAAUUGUUCCUUUUUUCACUAGUUUCAAAAAAAUAUCUACUCUUUUUUUGUCACAUGAUAAUUAUCUAUAUUUGGUUUGA